AUGAGGGAAAUAGGAGCCAAUAGUAUUGGGAAAAAUGUCUGCUUGGUGAUGGUGGGAGAAAUAGAGCUGAACACACCACAAACUCGUCAGUACUUGCGGCAUUGUUUAUUUCGGGGUACUGCGAUGAUGGUUGAAAGUGUCAGAUGGACAGCGACUGCGUUGGUUGCUGGAUGUUUGAUGUGUUCCGGAAUCAUGGCAGAUAUUAGUGGCGAAUGCUACGAACGAGAGAGUUAUAACGCAUCGCGUUCUAUUCCGUGUAAAGAGACCUACUACGAGAGAUGUUGGUUGUUCUUCACCUGCGUUAAGACGCGCACGAACUACAUAAAUGAGACAUACGAGGCGUUCAGAUUGAACAGGACAUGCUGCGGAGGCUACGAAAACAAAAGUGGAAAUUGUGUGGCACAAUAUUCCAGAGGCUGCCAAAAUUGCCAAAAACCACGUACCUGUGGCUGUAGUGAAAACCCGAAGAAAUGCGUUUCUGUAUGUGAAACUGAAUAUCGGAUAUCAAUUUUCUGGAGUCAGUGCGAUGAUGAACAUAAAUUUAGUGCUGACAGAACCAAGUGUUCGCCAAAAUGCAACCCUUCUUGCGCGGAGAAUGCAUGGUGCCAGAAGCCAAACACCUGCGUGUGCAUGCCUCGCUACGUGGGUAACGGCACCAGCUGCUUGCCGGAAUGCAAAAAAGGCUGUGCCAACGGAAGAUGCGUAGCUCCUGACGAAUGCCUCUGCAACGAUGGCUGGAACGGACCGUCUUGCGACGAGCCACUCGCAUGUGUAGUUGCUUCCUUGGUCCCCGAGAGUCAUUCUGACGAUACGCCAGCCAGCAAUCUUUUAUUGACAAUGGGCACUGAUGAUGAAACUAACUAUUCUGAAAUUGCGCGAACCGUGCCUGCGUGCGGUAUAAAUUGUCCGGACGAACUCCUGAUGCACGCUUUCCAUUCUACUAAGUCUGGAGCAAACGUGACUUACCAUUUGAUCCCUUAUAAUGGUGGAAUUGAUGUAAGGUGCAAUAACACGAAACCUGAACUGUCAUUUCUGGAAAAACAUAGCAACUUGAUAGCAGGAGUACUGCUUGCAGGAGCAACUCUUUUCCUAAUUGGAAUAACCCGCCUCGGGUAUAUCAGCCGACUAAGAGAAAAAUCGAAAAACACAACAAACGAUGACCCAGAACCUACAUAUGACGACGUUGGAUUUAUGCCAAAUGUAUACAGUAUCAAAGCUAAGGAGCCUCUCACGUGCACGCGAGUACCAGAAGGAUCUUACAAGACAACGAAUGGUGUCCCUUUGAUAUCGGAGGCCAACGAGCAAAAUAUUUUCGCGAUGAUUUUCAUAGUCUUAGAUAUUCGCCUCGUGAGAUUUUUAGCAAAAACUGUUAAGCGUCAAAUUCCACAAAAUUGGGAAGAGCCAAUUGGCAAGUUCGUUAGAAACUGUAGACUGAAAAAAGAACUCCAAGAAAAGCAUUGCACGGUUGAAAUCGCGGCAUUUAUUAAAAAAUCUAGCAGCAAAACAGUCUUCAUUAAAUUACAUAGAAGCAGUUCAUCGCUAAAAUUUACCCUGAAUAGAUUUUCAAGUUCAGUCGAUCUCUUAUUCAUUAAGAUAAUUGAUUUUUGA
Diprion similis is the source of this 1608-nucleotide messenger RNA. RefSeq lists its product as uncharacterized. NCBI's taxonomy places the organism in Eukaryota, Metazoa, Arthropoda, Insecta, Hymenoptera, Diprionidae. The coding region runs from base 1 to 1608 and encodes 535 amino acids. The record is from RefSeq and is a predicted model, not a curated record. The transcript is spliced from 10 exons.